CAUACGCCCUUGCUUUACGUUGUUUGUGCUGCUUUCGGUACGAACUGUAUGUGCGCAAGCAGUCAACUGGUGGGAAGAUAUAGUUUACCGUUGAUUUUCCGGAGAAGUCUGCAGACUAGUUGUAAAUAAUGCCCAAGUAUUACGAGGAUAAAGAGGACGACAACAAAGCAUGUUCCGGUGUGAGAGAGGACUUCAAGUCAUGCCUCCUUCAACAUGAUUGCGUCCUCAAGGACGGAAAGAGUGCCAGGCAGUGUCUGAAGGAAGGUCACUGCAGAGCUCUUCAAGUGUCCUUCUUCGAAUGUAAAAGAUCCAUGGUGGACGCUCGGUCGAGAUUCAGGGGCAGGAAGGGAUACUGAAGUGGAGGCUCGGCCAUCACGAUCUGUCGGGAAAGAUGAUACAGCAAGACUCAUUUCAUACAUCAGUAAAGCAGUAUGUUUGCA
Molecule: messenger RNA, 440 nt
Organism: Lepisosteus oculatus (spotted gar)
Lineage: Eukaryota; Metazoa; Chordata; Actinopteri; Semionotiformes; Lepisosteidae
Gene: coa5
Product: cytochrome C oxidase assembly factor 5
Biological process (GO): mitochondrial respiratory chain complex IV assembly
Cellular component (GO): mitochondrion
Source: RefSeq, a predicted model, not a curated record